Necator americanus (New World hookworm) is the source of this 507-nucleotide messenger RNA. RefSeq lists its product as uncharacterized. The transcript is spliced from 4 exons. The record is from RefSeq and is a predicted model, not a curated record. NCBI's taxonomy places the organism in Eukaryota, Metazoa, Nematoda, Chromadorea, Rhabditida, Ancylostomatidae. Bases 1 to 507 code for a protein of 168 amino acids.
AUGGACAGCACUCCUACGCGCGAGCUUGUACCAAUGUCAACACCACGCGUGGAAUCGUUGGGAGAUGAUCGCGGAAUUGUCAGGGAAUUCAUGAGUGGAAGGAGUUUGGUGUCAAUUCAGAAUAUUCAUAUAUGGACACAUUCCACAAACAUUGAAGAACAUUAUCAUGAGGUUGGUAUUCUCCCAGUACAUUCUUCCGAACUUCAACGACUUACAUUUUCUCACAAAAUUUGUCGCAUGCACCUACAAGCGAUAACAGAAACAAAUCAGAUAGCGAUGGAGAAUAUCCGAAGCUUCCCAGGAUCUUCAUUUCCAACGUUAGUCACACCCAUCUUCCCGUCAUCAGCAGCAGAAAUUCGAGACAAAUUUGAUAAAGACUUCCUUAUUCCAAUGUUUGAAUGCAUACCGUAUCUCGUUUGGAUAUCGAUGCAGCCAUCGGCAACGAACAAGCAAAAGUAUGAUUCUCUUUUGCUGAAACUUAAUUAUUCCGUUGCAAUUUUGUUUUAG